AGGCUGCCCCAUUCUAUCUAUCUCUUCCAAUCUAUCAACAACUCUAAAAUUAAAAUUUUAAGUCUUCAAAAUUGCUCUGUAUAUAUAUUUUUAACCGGAUUAGCUUAAUUUUUACUCCCUGAAAUGCGGAUGCUUUGCGACAGACUUUCGGCCCUGACCGCGGGCGCUAUGGUCGGUGUCUGGUACGCCAAGAAUUUCCCCUGUGAAAAGUCCAAGGGGGGAGGGGACUCGCAGCCCAAGGACAAGGGCAAGGACAAGCCGAAGGCCCAGGAGAAAGGCAAGGAGUAGGGAUAUGAAAUAGCUAAUCUGGUUACCCGUAAACGUUCUAAUAGGCAGAAGCAAAAUUCAAAUGUCGACGAUGCAAUCGGCAUGAAAAGAGAAAGUUUGAAGUAAAUGACCACUGACCGGAUACGAUAAUGCUUCUGAUAACGCACCGCCGGCAAAGCUCUAUUGUUAUCGAUGCUUCUUAGGAUUCAGAACCAUGUUUUAUUACGAUUCCACCCAGCUGAUUUACUCUAAUGAAGGGGUGUUAGCCCCUUGGCAUUUUAAUAAAGAUGCAAAAAUGCGUAUUAUAUCAAAAAA
This is a messenger RNA of Drosophila subpulchrella, 582 nucleotides long. RefSeq lists its product as uncharacterized. The transcript has 2 exons. Lineage: Eukaryota; Metazoa; Arthropoda; Insecta; Diptera; Drosophilidae. The record is from RefSeq and is a predicted model, not a curated record.